UUUUCUUUUUUAAAUAAAAGAACUUUUAAAUAGCAAAAAAUCAGGGCCGUUCAUUUGGGUUAUAAGAUCACAGCCAAAGCUUAGGGUUAGCACUUACGCCGUUCAUUCAAAGGGAUUAAAAAAUUAAACUAAAGUUACGUAGUUUACGAAGAUAACAAUAACAGGACCGGAACGUGUUAGUUUUUAUUCUACUUUUUCUUGUUCAAGCAGCCUCCCUCGCCACACAACCAAAGGCCCUUGCUUUGAAACAAUCUGGCUAUAGAGAGGUAAGAUUUUUUCCUUCUUUCUUUUCUUUCAACCUAAAUAAAAACUGGGUCUUUCUUGUUUCAUGCGCUUUGAGUGGUUUUCUUUCUUGGGUGUUUUAUGAAUGUCAGGCAGGUGUCUCUUAUGCUCAUUAGGGAUUUGGUUUUCCUAGUUGGAAAGGAUUCUUUUUCACUCUGGCCGCUGCAACGAAACUAAAUUUUUCUCGCACCUCAAAGUGGGUGUGGGGGGACAACGAAGGGGUGAUUCUGCUUUGUGUUUUAAGGAGAUCGAGAUCAUCACAUAUCUGGAGAUUGCUGCGUGUUUCAGAGGGUCUUUCGCUUGAUUAUGGCUAAUGUCAGUGUUUGUUAGGUCCCCAGAAGUUUGAUUGUAGCUUGUCAUUUUUUAUGGUAGCAGAAUUAGGAGUUUUUCUCAGGAUUUUGAACCUUAAUGAUUAGAGUAGUUUCGUGCUCAUAGCUUUUUAUGUAAACACAACAGUAGGUGUGUGUGGAUGUAGCGUAAGUCUGUAUCACCACAAUGGUUAGGUUUUCAUGCUUCAAUGCUCACAUCCAGAAACCAAAGAAAACAGUCCAGUCAUCUGUUGAAGCAAUGCAUAAGACUUUAGAAGAUUCUUCAAGAGUUCAAGCCCCCAAGGAUUUCAAUAAAGCUACAGUCACGGACUCAUUCUUGCCCAUGGCAGAACCUAUUGCUGAGAUUCAUGAAAGUGUCAAACCUAUUAUGAAUUCUUCUUCUGUUUGCCAUAGGUGGAAAUCAGAGGAAAUAAAACACGAAAUUGAUCUUGAUACUGAUACCAGGGUCCAUCAGAAAUGGCACCAUCUUAAGAAGAGUCAGUCCCUAGGAAGUAGACUGUGCCUGGAAGGAAGGGUUCCUGGAAAAAUUGAUACAGACGAUGAGACUGAUCAAGGAUUUUCUUCUGAUUCCCAUGACCAUGGGUUGGUUGAAGCAGAUGGCAGCAAACAUACAUUAGUGAGCCAAAAAGCUCUGUGCUCAGAAUCUGCUCAAGUAAGUUCUAACCGUGUCAAUAAUGAACCGGUUUUCUCUAUAGGAGACCCUCAGCAUUCAGAAAAGGAUGGCCAUGAUAAUUCUGAUUUACUUUUGUCUGGUGAGGGUGCGAAUGGCUCUGGUGACCGUACACCUAAUAAUGCACCUGUGAUUGUAAAAUCAUGUUCUAUGCCAAACAUUGUUGCAUCUGUACUCACCUCUGGAGGACAUUCUCCUUUUAAAUAUUUAACACGCCGUCCAAGAUCUUCUGAGGAUGUACAUGUUCUCAACAUGAGAAGGAAGGAGAUUACAAUUUAUGAGGUUGAUACAGUGGUGAUGCAAGAACAAGGAAGAGAUGAUAUCACAGAUAAAAAUCAGAAAAAUAACUUUGAAAAUUCUUACUAUGAUAGAUAUGAUUCUUAUAGUUAUUCUGGUUCAGCAAAGGACUGGAUAGUGCCAGUUUCAGAUGAGGUAAACUCGGUGAAAAUCCUGCAAGAAGAUUUGCCAGUUUCAGAUUGGAAUGAAUUGACUGGCAAGGAUUUUAAGAUUAAGCGAAUUGAGGAAUGGGUUAAUGAUCUUCGACACUGCAGCCCGUUGGAAGAAACAUAUGAAUUAUACCAUCCCAAUGAUCAUGUGAAGGAGGAUCCUGUUGUCUCAAAUGGUUCUACUGCUGCAAAGGCGGACGGUAAGGUGUCUCCUGGCAUGGAAGCAGCAAAAAGAUAUAUAUCUUCGUUGAGUGCCUCAGCAACCACAGCUCAGCUGGCCAACCAUGGUUUGGUUGUUAUACCAUUUCUCUGUGCAUUUGUGAGCUUGAAGGUGCUUAAUCUAUCAGGAAAUGCAAUAGCAAGGAUCGCUGCUGGUGCUCUUCCUCGAGGUCUUCACAUGUUGAAUCUGUCAAAGAAUAAUAUAUCCACCAUUGAGGGUUUACGUGAACUUACUCGACUUCGUGUGCUGGACCUGAGCUACAACAGGAUAUUUAGAAUUGGUCAUGGUUUGGCUUCUUGUUCCUCUCUUAAGGAGUUAUACUUGGCUGGAAACAAGAUAAGUGAGGUAGAAGGUCUUCAUCGCCUCUUAAAAUUGACUGUGUUGGAUCUGCGUUUCAACAAAAUCUCUACUGCCAAAUGUCUUGGCCAACUUGCAGCAAACUAUAACUCUUUGCAAGCCAUCAGCUUGGAAGGUAACCCAGCACAGAAGAACGUUGGAGAUGAACAUCUGAAGAAACAUUUGCAAGGCCUUCUUCCACAUUUAGUUUACUUUAAUCGGCAGGCUAUUAAAGUCAGCACAUUGAAGGAUGCUGCAGAACGUUCAGUUCGGCUAGGCAUCAGUGCCCAUCAAUUUGAUCGUGGACUUAGAUCAGAGCACAAAGCUACAAGAAAGAGUAACCAUGGCAGUGCUACCCAUCGGCCAUCCUCUUCAUCAACUCAUGGUCAUAAAAGUCAAGCCACAGUUUCCCCAAGACAGUCCAGAGGCAGGCAUGGUCGCCUGCCUCCUAGCAGAACAAAAGCAACAAACAAUCAUCGAAAUCACUAUUUCGACCUUAGUAACAAAUUUCUGACUUUUAAAUCGGAGCUUUCCAUGCGAAGGACCCGAAGUGAGGGAACUCUGGGGCCUCUGUGAAAUCAGUGUCCUGCUUUAUGCCGUCUGGUUGUUAUACUAUUCAGUUUGGAGUUAUGUUGCUUGUGGUUAUUGUAAUAAUUUGUCACUCCAGAUAUUUGGUGUGACCAGGCAAACAGUUGGAUUUGCAAAAAUUGGACUUGUCAGGAUUCUUCUGGUUUUAAGUUGCUUAUUUUUGUCCACGAAGAUGAGUGAGAAAUGGGUUGUGUUGCGUCAGUCUUGGGAUUUUUGUGUUUGAAUUCAUAAAUUGUGCUUUUCUCAUUGGGGAAACAAGGAGAGUAAUGCAAUGGAGAAAGACUGAGCUGAAGCCUGUUA
This is a messenger RNA of Theobroma umbraticum, 3171 nucleotides long. RefSeq names its product Outer arm dynein light chain 1 protein. Lineage: Eukaryota; Viridiplantae; Streptophyta; Magnoliopsida; Malvales; Malvaceae. Gene Ontology annotation, cellular component: cytoplasm. Gene Ontology annotation, molecular function: protein binding. The record is from RefSeq and is a predicted model, not a curated record.